Molecule: messenger RNA, 4200 nt
Organism: Xenopus laevis (African clawed frog)
Lineage: Eukaryota; Metazoa; Chordata; Amphibia; Anura; Pipidae
Product: leucine-rich repeat-containing protein 4B-like
Exons: 6
Coding region: 1083-3002 (639 amino acids)
Source: RefSeq, a predicted model, not a curated record
GCAGGGAGUGGGGCCCUUAAUGGCAGUGCAGAUGGAAGGCAGGAGGGAGGAAUGAAUGAGUAGGUGGAGGUGGCACAUCUGCAUUCCUGGGGCUCGGGGCUCACUGCCCAUUGGAAUCUCAGAGAGGGAAAAGCUCUGUCUCUUUCCAUAUUUAGAUUUCCGCCUCCAUUUCUCCCUUUAUCCUCCCCCUCCUUGUUCUCCCCCUUUCCUUUUGUUUUGGUUUUCUGCCUCUUCGCUGGGUUCCAGUGGUUUCUUCCUCUGCUGCUGCUGCUGCUGAACAUUUCUCAUUCCUCAGUGGCUCCAGCAUUAGUAUUCAGUGGGUGUCCGGCCCAGUGUUCCGAAUGCUCUGCACCAUCAAUAGGGAUGUUAAAGGCAGGGGAGGACGGAUGCUGCACCUCCAGCCUUGUCUGAAAGAGCUUGUGCUAAUUAGGGCUCUGCUUCCCAUGCUCUGCCGGAGCCUGCAGAGCCUUUCCUUCUGCCUGAUGCUCACUGAUCAUUAAUUGGGGGAAGGAAACCAUUUUGUCCCCCACCCCCCAGCAUCCCUCUGUCCUGCUCCCCCGGACUGCAGUCUCACUGGCGACUCUGUAGCAGCAGCAAGAACCUUGGGGAGUCAUUCAAAGGGGAGUCUGUAUCUGCAGUGGCCCCAACGUGUGGCUCUUCCUCAGCACUGGACUGGCAGCAGCUCAGCUGGACUCACAGCACAACAAUGCUGAGAUUAAGGAGACAAAGCAGAAGAUCUGAUUGGAUGAGCAGAAUUUAAGUCCACACUCAGUUCUGGGUUUGGCUGCACUGCAAUGGAGUUUUCAUGAGAACGCCUGAAUUCUGUCACUUUUCCCCUCGUCUCUGACACCUGCUUCAUAUGACAAUUGGGAGAGGAAUUUUUAUUUUUUUGUGGAGCCAUUGGGGUUUCUGGUGAUGCCCAAAAGUUCAGGCAGCCGGGGGACGUGUCCAAUGAUCAUUUGAAGAUGACUUGGCACUAAGCUGAGACACGGGGGCAGAUAUCCAGGCUCCAUCAUUUACAAGGUGUUUUCCAAAAAAAAGGGUUCCCUAGAAGAAUUAUCACAAAAGUAUGAACAUUGAACAUGGUUACCCACCUUUGCACAUGCAGGAUUCUUGGUCUGAAGCUCAUUAGAAUGAUUUGGAAGCAAGUUUUAAUUCUCUUGUGGGUCACAGCUCUGGCACUGGGUGGCCCAUCCCCGACGUCCUGCCCAGCCCCCUGCACCUGCAGUAACCAGGCCAGUCGUGUAGCUUGCACCCGGAGGGAACUGGUGGAAGUGCCAGAGAGCAUCUCUGUUAAUACGCGAUAUCUGAAUCUUCAGGAGAAUAAUAUCCAGGUCAUUAAGACAGACACUUUCAAGCACCUUCGUCAUUUGGAAAUUCUUCAGCUCAGUAAAAACGUCAUUCGCAACAUUGAGGUUGGAGCUUUUAAUGGACUCCCAAAUCUGAGCACACUGGAACUUUUUGAUAACCGCUUGACCACUGUCCCAACUCAAGCCUUUGAGUACUUGUCAAAGCUGAGGGAGCUGUGGUUGAGAAAUAAUCCAAUUGAAAGUAUACCCUCUUAUGCGUUCAACAGAGUUCCUUCUUUGCGGAGACUGGAUUUAGGGGAACUUAAAAAGUUGGAGUAUAUCUCUGAAGCUGCCUUUGAAGGUCUUGUGAACCUGCGAUAUCUCAACUUAGGUAUGUGUAACUUAAAGGAUAUACCCAACCUUACAGCUCUGGUGAGACUUGAGGAACUGGAACUCUCUGGAAACCGUCUGGAAAUGAUCCGUCCAGGCUCUUUUCAAGGGUUGACCAGUCUUAGAAAGCUGUGGCUGAUGCAUGCCCAUGUUGCCAUCAUAGAGCGCAAUGCCUUUGAUGACUUAAAGUCUCUAGAGGAACUGAAUCUCUCUCAUAACAAUUUGAUGUCUCUUCCCCAUGACCUUUUUACACCUCUCCACCGACUGGAGCGAGUGCAUCUCAACCACAAUCCCUGGCAUUGUAAUUGUGAUGUAUUGUGGCUAAGUUGGUGGCUAAAAGAGACUGUACCUAAUAAUACAACAUGUUGUGCCCGUUGCCAUUCACCUCCCAACCUAAAAAUGAGAUACAUUGGGGAGCUAGAUCAGAGUCAUUUCACUUGCUAUGCCCCAGUGAUAGUGGAACCCCCCACUGACCUUAAUGUCACUGAAGGCAUGGCGGCUGAACUUAAGUGUCGAAGUGGUACGUCGAUGACCUCUGUAAACUGGUUGACACCAAAUGGAACUUUGAUGACCCAUGGCUCUUACAGGGUACGCAUUUCAGUCCUUCAUGAUGGCACAUUGAAUUUUACUAAUGUAACGGUUCAGGAUACAGGCCAGUACACAUGUAUGGUGACUAAUUCGGCUGGAAAUACGACUGCCUCUGCCACACUUAACGUAUCUGCUGUUACUGAUCCCUCAACCACUGAUUAUACAUAUUUCACUACUGUAACUGUUGAAACUUUGGACGUAGAGGAGACAAAACCUACCGACAAGGAGCCUGGUCCCACUCCAACGGUCCGAUGGGGAAUAACAUACUCCACCACCUCCCUCACACCACGCAGUACACGCUCUACUGAAAAAACCUUCACAAUCCCAAUCACAGACAUGACGGGGAACAUUAUGAAGGAUCUCGAUGAUGUUAUGAAGACCACAAAAAUUAUCAUAGGAUGUUUUGUGGCUAUAACUUUCAUGGCAGCCGUUAUGCUGAUCGCAUUUUACAAACUUCGAAAGCAGCACCAGCUUCACAAGCACCACGGGCCGACACGGACUAUCGAGAUCAUUAAUGUAGAAGAUGAGAUACCAGCCACGGCCCCGGGGGACAAUCACAUGGCCCUACCAGCCAUCGAGCAUGACCACCUCAAUCAUUACACUGCGUUUAAGGCCCACUAUAACAACAAUACGGGAACUCUUAACUGUGCCAAAAACCCCAUGCUGAACUCCAUCCACGAACCCCUUUUGUUUAAGAGCAGCUCAAAAGAAAAUGUUCAAGAGACGCAAAUUUAGCGGACAAAACCAGGCAGUGUUAUUAUUUGUGAAUUUCAAAUGACAGAAAAUACUUUUCCACAUCUUCAGAAAGAACUUGCGAGCGUGUCCAACCAUGAGAUGAGUCUGUUUGGCUUGGGUAACCCUGAGAGUCUUUUCAUGGGCACUAGUCUCACGGAAUUCUCGGACUUAUAGAGAGACACCCCAGACAAAGCACUGACACAAACUGAAAAACCUUUUGAUAAUUUCCAAGGGAUGUUUCACUCUCCGACUACCUGAUGUAUUACUAAAAAAAAUUUUUUAAAAAGCUAAAAAAAGAUUAGAAAAGGUGGUAAAAAUGUAAUGAAAAGAAUAUGUAAGGAAAAAAGCUUAUUUUGUGGUACAGCUCUUUAUGUGUAAAUUCUAUUUCAGAUCUAUUUUCAUCAAGGAAAGGUGUUAUGGAACAGGAAAAUCAAUCCCGGGAUCACUGAGGCAGAAAAUUGCAUUUUUUAUUAAUAGUCUCACUAAGGAGUUUCUGUUGAAUAAUUGUGUAACACACAAGCGUUGAUGCUCCUCGUAGAUCAGUUGGGGGUCAUUGUUAGAUUUUGCUAGCCGAGGGUGCCUGCUGUGGAGUAAUGGCCCCACUGACCGUCACUUGGCUCAGUUCUGAUCCGUUUGGACAUUUCAUUGAUAACAAUAAUGGGAAAUGGAAGGAGACGUUCCGGGAACUCCCCGCACUCUCUGCCGCUUCCAAAGGGGUUUUCUUUUUUUUUCUAAUUAAAAAUAAUUAAAGGUUUUUCCAACCUUUAAAUAUGUUUAUUUUAAAAGUUACUGUGCCAUAGAAACAUUUACAAAUGUGCCAAUUAUCUUCUGAACUUUACAGAAAAAUACAAGUGUAUGAAAAAAAAACAUGUUUUUACAAAAAAAAUGUUUUUGAGAAAGACACAUGGAGGACUAAAUUUUCAUUCUUCUGCCACAGGAAUAUUUGGGCCAGUUAUUUUUUCUGGAUUUAUAUCUCAAAAAAAUUGUAAGGUAUGUAAAAUCACGACAUUGAUAUGCACUUAUGUUUUUUUUGCUUUGUUUUUUUUUUAGUUGAUUUGAUUUUUUUAAUAGGCGAUGUUUGAAUGAUCCUUGAAGGUAUUCUUGUGCCAAGAAGAAGAAUGGAUUCUCUCUCUGACAAUGAUUCUAUACAGGAAGGGCAUUGCCAAGUCUACAAAAACAAAUAAAAAAAUGAAAAAGA